CGGGGCGGGCAGUGGGGAGCGGGCGGUCGCGCAUGCGCGCAGGGCGGAGCGCUGGGCAGCCGGGGCGACUCGGCGGCGUCGGCGCCAUCAUGUCGAUGGAGGACCCGUUCUUCGUGGUGAAGGGGGAAGUGCAGAAAGCUGUGAACACUGCCCAGGGGCUCUUCCAGAGGUGGACAGAGCUCUUGCAGGAUCCCUCCAUUGCCACAAGAGAAGAAAUUGACUGGACCACAAAUGAGCUCAGGAACAAUCUGCGGAGCAUUGAGUGGGACCUGGAAGACUUGGAUGAAACAAUUAGCAUCGUUGAGGCAAACCCUCGGAAGUUCAACCUGGAUGCCACGGAGCUGGGUAUCAGAAAAUCCUUCAUCACGAGCACGCGGCAGGUGGUCAGGGAAAUGAAGGAUCAGAUGUCAAACUCCUCCAUGCAAGCACUGGCUGAAAGAAAAAACAGGCAGGCACUCCUGGGUGAAAGCAGCAGUCAGAAUUGGAGCUCUGGACCUGACAAAUACAGCCGUCUGGACCGGGAGCUGCAAUUAGCAAAUUCACACUUCAUUGAGGAGCAGCAAGCUCAACAACAGUUGAUUGUGGAGCAGCAAGAUGAGCAGUUGGAGCUGGUCUCUGGCAGCAUUGGGGUGCUGAAGAACAUGUCCCAGCGCAUCGGCGGGGAGCUGGAGGAGCAGGCAGUGAUGCUGGAUGACUUCUCCCACGAGUUGGACAGCACUCACUCACGGCUCGAUAACGUCAUGAAGAAGCUCGCUAAAGUGUCUCACAUGACGAGUGAUCGGCGGCAGUGGUGCGCAAUCAUCGUCCUCUUUAUCAUCUUGCUGGUGGUGCUGGUCCUGUUGAUUGUCCUGUGAUGGACUGAACUUCCUUGGACGCCUCCUCUCCCCUGUAGCACGGGGAAAUGAAACUCUUUCCGUCCGACCACAGAGAUCCCUGUCAAGAAGACCCGUGCCCGGCUCUCACCAUUCUCCGAGGACCAAGGCCUGGCUCCACCAACAUCUCCCCCAGCUCUGGGGAGGGCAGACAGAGGACAGGAAGCAGUUGUGGCUCCCGGAUCCCGUCGGGCUGCCUCCUGCCCCACGGUGCUGCCAUCUGGUCCCCAAACCCUGGAGGGGACCGAACCCUUUGCGGGUAUGAGCCAGCUGCAGCAGUCCCAAGCCCUCUGUGCGGACACGGAGCAGGGAGCCUUGGCAGGGUACGGGGGGUGGAAUUGUUUCACUGAGCAUUACAAACUGCAUCGCCAGCCUGUGGGAUGCUUGCCAGCCAGAAGCAUCACUGGGAGGAGCAGUGGCCUGAAACCCCGCAGCAACACGCACCCAGAGCAAGGAAGGGCAGCCCCAGCCAGCACCACGCCUUCCAGUUAGCACCAAGACCCUGCAGCAUUCACAUCCAGGACCCUGAGGCAGGAGCUGGCACGCUGCAGGUAGGUGAGCUGCAGGUGUGCUGUCCUGCCUUCGAUGGACACGCAGGGCUGGGGCAUCAGCCUGAGGCUGGUUUCACACAGCUCGUCAAGUCACCUCCUGUUACACAAGCCUCUCCGGCUCCCUGACUGAUGCUUUCUUUCCCCUUGUAUAACCAAGCUUCUGUUUAACAGCUGCUUCCCUUUGGCAAGUGAUUUGUCAGGUCUAAAAUAACUUAUUUUUUUUUUAAGGAGAAGUUCUUUUAGUGAUUUUUGAUGACUGUUGGAGCCGCAUUCGUUCUGCGGCUGCAGGAUGCAUUAUCAGUGGAAUGGGCCUAACUGUGUACCUUAAGUGCACACAAACUUGUAAAUAGGAUGUCUUAAUUUUCCCCAAUUGCUUUUUUUUUUUUUUGGGAACUUCACUUGUAAGCAACCCAGAGCCGGGAAGCUCAGAGCCAGGUCACGUUCUGUAUCACUUCCCAGUGCUUUUGUUACCUUUGGGUUGUUUGGCAAGGGGAUUGCCUCAGCAGUGCUGGCCAGGCACGGAUAGCAAAACGCUGUGAGGAGAGCUCACCCUGGCAGUGCUACUGGGGAGAAAUACAGAUGGGUUUUGUGCAGUUGAUUACAGGAGGAAGGGGUGAUGCUUCAGGAAAGAAAAAGAUUUGCAGUGAAGUCUGCUCCUGUCUUUAGGAGGGGGAAGAGCAGCAAAAGAUGGGAGGCAGGCUGACUUGCACCUUCCAUCUGGGUCUCAGAUGGGGCUGGGGGAGGAAGCUGACUGGUGCUGACACUGCAAACCAGGCCUCCAGAACCACGCUCCACAGAAAGGAAAUUCGGCACCUGAAGCACUCUGUCACCCAGGACACGUAGCCCUGGUGGUUUCUGGCUCUGUUUGGGUCUGCCCAGUCCCUCCUAUUGAGGCCUUGCACGCACUGGUAGCACUGUGCCUUUUGCAGCCAGGCUUGGGAUGAGGGGAGACCCAACAGCCCUGCCAGGUUGGAGCAUCUCCUCUUGUAAUGAACGCACACGUGCCCUUAACGCCAACCUGCACAAGUGAUCUUGGCAGUUCUCUCAGUCAUUGCACAACAUCUUGUCUCUUUUGGUUACGCUGUAAGAAAUACGUACUGUCUCUUUCCCAAGGCAGGCUCUGGCAGUGUCUGCACAGUGCUCUGGGCUUCAGACCUCUCUGAGAGUGGGUUUUCAGUACGGUUGUAUGUCAUCCAGGAGCGGCUCCUGAUGCUCCACGCAGGAGUGCUCUGUUCACACACUGUGCCAGGUUGCAGCCCUGCUGCCGUGCUCCGUGUCUGUCCAGGUGUCACUGCUACCCAACUGUCUUUGCUUUUUCUGUUGGUGGUGUUGCCCCUCUCUUGAAUCCUAAAUAAACGCAUUG
This is a messenger RNA of Lagopus muta (rock ptarmigan), 2786 nucleotides long. RefSeq names its product syntaxin 6 (gene STX6). The record is from RefSeq and is a predicted model, not a curated record. NCBI's taxonomy places the organism in Eukaryota, Metazoa, Chordata, Aves, Galliformes, Phasianidae. Gene Ontology annotation, cellular component: membrane. The coding region runs from base 33 to 854 and encodes 273 amino acids. Gene Ontology annotation, molecular function: SNAP receptor activity. The transcript is spliced from 8 exons. Gene Ontology annotation, biological process: Golgi vesicle transport; intracellular protein transport.